AUGGGAGUGCCAGAAGAAUACCGGAUAGAAUUCACUGUAUAUAAAAUGGAAUGCCAAGCAAGCAACUGGUGGAAGCCAGUAAGAAGAAGGCUUAAUGUUGCUGAAAUGACUUGGGAGCAGUUUGAAACUCUUUUCAAUGAACAAUACUUCCCUCAGAGCAAUAGGGAACAAAAGGCAUUGGAGUUUAUGACCUUGCAGCAGGGUGAUAUGAUGAUAAGGGAAUAUGAGGCUAAGUUUAAUGACUUGUCCCGCUUUGCGCCAUCUCUGGUGGAAUCUGAGCAUCUAAAAUGCUUGAAGUUUGAGAAAGGCCUGAGACCUAAUAGCAAGGAAGCAGCUGCUCAAACUUCUGCUUCGGGUGGACCCUCUGCUUCAGCCUACCGACUGCCUCAGUACACACAGAUACAAAUACCAUUUCCACAACAGUAUAGGCCACCGACCCAAAGGCCUAAUGUUGGUGAUAAAGGGAAGGGGAAAGCACACGGCCAAGCUUACACCCUGACAGGAGGCAGUUUUGGUGGUCAGGCCAGCAAUAUCGUGGUUGAGGGUGCCACACACUCUUUUAUAUCAAGUAUUUUUGUUCAGACUUUGAAACUGAAAUCUGAGAAUUUAGAAGUCCCGAUGACUUUGAACUCCCCACUAGGAAUGGAUUGGUUGUCGAAAUAUGGAGCAAUUGUUGAUUGCUACCGUAGGAGAAUGACUUUGAUGACUAAGUCUGGAGCAGUGAUUGCGUAUCAGAUAAUUGAAGAUAGUGCGGGAAUUCCUGUAGUGGAUGAGUUAGCAGAUGUAUUUCUUGAGGAUCUACCUGGGUUGCCGCCAGAUCGGGAGAUUGAAUUCUGUAUUGAUUUGGUUUCGGGAAUGGCACCUAUCUUUAUUCCUCCAUACCGGAUGGCAUCGACUGAAAUGAGAGAAUUGAGAAAGUAG
Molecule: messenger RNA, 921 nt
Organism: Morus notabilis
Lineage: Eukaryota; Viridiplantae; Streptophyta; Magnoliopsida; Rosales; Moraceae
Exons: 6
Coding region: 1-921 (306 amino acids)
Source: RefSeq, a predicted model, not a curated record